AUGUCAUCAGCAUCAGCAUCAGCAUCACAGGAUGCGGCCAAAGGCCCCUUUGACCUCCUCUUGCUAAUGGACGCCACCUCGUCCAUGAGCACCUUUAUUGAUGCCCUCAACAAGUCUCUCCCAGAAGUCAUCAGCAUAUCGGCACUGACGGGAUGCUUCGAGAGAAUAGGAGUCCUCGCCUACCGCGACUACUGUGACGGUAACGACAAGCUUACCGCGUGGUCGGGCUGGUGCUCGCCCGCGGGAAAGGUCCAGGGAGAAGAUGUUGUAUCACAGGAAGCUGUACUGGAAAUGGCUCGCAAGAUGAUCCCCUACGGCGGCGGUGAUUGGCCAGAGGCUGCAAAGACAGGUCUCGCAAAGGCACACAGCGUCAUGAGACCAGAGGCAACGACAAUCAUCUUGCUGUAUGCGGAUGCUCCUCCUCAUUUCAAGGAGAUAUCUGACAGGGACAACUUUUCCAUGGAGCGCACGGCACUUGCAAACUCCAAGCUGUGGGGGGACGAUGGAAAGUUAUUCAUAGACUGGACAUCAGCAGCCAAGACACUUCGGUCCGGACCCAAGAAGGCUGUGGUGUUUAGCAUGAUCCAGCAGAUUAGCGUCAACGCGCUCUCGCCCUACCUAUAUCUAUCUACAGUCACCGGGGGCCAUUUGUUCGAGAUUGAGCACAUGGUGUCUGACAAAAUCUCCCAGUUGACUAUUGGCGUCUUGCUUACAUGGAUGAGACUUGGAAAGGCAGUCGCCGACUCGAAAACGCAGCUUGGGUACUUGACAAAGUACAAGUCGACCACGGAUAUCCUAACAGCCAACAAUGAGGAGGAUAAGCUCAUGGAGAAGUACGUUGCCAAGGGCAAUUACGGACGAACCCCAGCUAUACGCAUAUGCAGCGACAAUGUUGAAACCCAGCCUGUCACCCUUGGUGUCGUGCCGGGCCUCAUCAAGACCCGCGGCCCCAAGGUCGAGAGCUUCGCCGAAAGGUACACCAACGAUGACAAAUACAAGGAAAUGGCCAUUCGGCAGCUCAGAACCAUCAUUGAGAGCAACGUGUCGGCCAUUUCGUUGAAUCCCAUAUUUGGAAGUCUGUGGCGGGUUGUCUGUAAUGACCGGCUCAACCCUGCGCGGGAUGAGCUUAUUCCACUCUUUGGCCUUCACGUGGACAGGAUCUCGGACGCUGAUGAAAAGGCACGAAUGAAGGCGUGGCUUGCUGAGUCGUACAACUACGCUGAUGAGAUCAACGCACUCAUCGAGGCCGUGGCCCCUGAAGAUCGCUUCCCGAUGCUAUUCCUAGAUCCCACAGCAGACUUUGGGAUUGUGGAGGAUGCUGAGGGCGAGAAGCGGCGAUUGCAGGACUUUACUCGAUCCGAAUUGCUUGAGAUUGGAAGAUCGUGUGACUACAAAAUCCUUCGACGCCUGGGCAAGGUCUUGACCCGCCUGACAUUUGUUGGUGCCAAAGAUGAGCUGCCCCAUCACAUCCAGACCAUGGAUCCCAAGAGCGCCGUGCCCUGCGUGCCUCUCGCCCUGGCAAAGGCGGAACACAACCGGGAUUUCUGGAAAAUCCUCUUGCAUGCCGUCCUCCCGGGAACAAAGCUGGGGGCCCGUCCCGCCUGCUUGUUGGCUGCGCUCGCCCUUCGCAUGGGCAUCGUUCCCCUGCGAGAGGCGGCAGACAGAGAGUUGCUGGCAUUCAGUGGAAACUGGAAUACGCUGGAUAUCCCUGAAACGUGGAACUUGGGCUGCCUCAACCUCUUGCUAGAUGCUGAUAACGACUACGAGAAGAGGGUUGCCGAGGGCGUGACUACACGCCCUUCCGACGAGGCGAGAGUACUCUCCGUCAAGGAUCGAGAUACAUUCAGGGCACUCGUGAAUUACAAGAUGCUGGAGCUGAAUCUCGACACCGUCCUUGAGGCGCAGAUUACCUGGACUCCGGAAAAGACAAAGGUAGCCCUAGGCCCUCUGGUCGUAUGCAAAAAGUGCCAGUUUCCGCGAUCCGUCACCAUCAUGGCCCAUGGAGGCGUAUGCGGCAUGUGUGAUAUUGAGGGCAAUGACUGCUCAUGUUCAGCAUGCAGCACUGUACCAGAACACGGGGAACGCCUCAAGACCAACGUCUCGGCUGAUCAGACAGAAUCAUCGGAGGCGUACUGGGUCGAAUGCGGACAAACUUCCUGCAGAGCUCAGUAUGUAGUCUACAAUCCAAACGAUCUUCGGGUGCGCCCCAAGUGCUUCUUUUGUCGACACACCAACGGAAUCUCCAAGAAUGCCAAGGACAGUUACCGGAGAGAUGUGGGAAAGGCGCCCACAGUCGAAUGUUCCACGUGCCUGGGUCGAAUUAUCUGGCCAGAAGAGUACCGGCCUGAUGACCUCGACCUAUCCAAGUAUCAGUGUCCCGCGUGCAAUGCCGGCAAAAAGACGAUUGUCGGGGAAGAGACCACGGCACGGAAGCUGAGCAGCGAGAACAACUGGGAUUGGCUUCUGAAGAACGAGGACAAGACGAUCAAGCAGCCCUUCAACGGCAGGACGGUCUUUUACACGGCCUCGAACAGCAAUCUCGCCGAUAUAGACACCAAGGUGGAGAUUCUCCCUGCUUCUGACGAGAGCAGCUUCACCAUCCGAGGGAAACUCGUGCGCAACCCUGAUGAGCUCAGGGCGUCUCUGCUGCACUGGGUCCGCUCUCGGCGAACCGAGUCUGCUACGUGCAGCUUGUGUUUCUCGAGCAUUCGGAAGAACGACGCUCUCCCUGCGUGCGGGCGUUCCGGCUGCCAUCAGGUCAUCUGCAGCAACUGUCGCGACAGCUGGUACGGCAUCAACGCCCCAGGCCGCAUCCUCAACAUUCCCGCGCUCAACUGCCCCUUUUGCCGCCGCCGGCCAGCUCCCAAGGCCAUCAGCAAGUUCCGCCUGCACCAGGUCGGCCAGCUCCGCGCCGCGCUUGAAGAGAGCGGCUCUUGGAUCUACGCGUGGUGCAAGGAAUGCGGCUUCGCGAGGAAGUACGUCGAGCGGGUUUGUGCGGCGGGGGCGCCGGCUGAAGUGGCCGACUGGAUAUGUGAAGAGUGCACGCCGUAUUUGGUAGGGGGGGAGAAGCACAUUCGAAAGUGUCCUGGGUGUGGAGUGGCGACGGAGAAGACGUAUGGGUGUGAUCAUAUUACUUGUCCUUGUGGAACGCAUUGGUGCUAUGCGUGUGGGAAGAAGAGCGAUGAGGAGAGGAUUUAUGAGCAUAUGGAGGAGGAGCAUGGGGGGUUAUACUGGGGAGAGGAUUGA
Messenger RNA from Trichoderma aggressivum f. europaeum, 3246 nucleotides. RefSeq lists its product as uncharacterized. Lineage: Eukaryota; Fungi; Ascomycota; Sordariomycetes; Hypocreales; Hypocreaceae. Gene Ontology annotation, biological process: proteasome-mediated ubiquitin-dependent protein catabolic process; protein linear polyubiquitination. Bases 1 to 3246 code for a protein of 1081 amino acids. The record is from RefSeq and is a predicted model, not a curated record. The transcript has a single exon. Gene Ontology annotation, molecular function: ubiquitin binding; ubiquitin-protein transferase activity. Gene Ontology annotation, cellular component: ubiquitin ligase complex.